GUCCAGACGUUGUUGUGAAAACACAUGUGAGAACUGUCACGAAUUUCUUUUUUUCUUUUUGACAAUUUCAGCCAAAAUGCCGAAAGAAAGGGUGCAAAAAAAGUCAAGACAACAUGGCGAUAUACAAAAACAAGGUAUUAACUUCAACAAGGAGUUUGGGCAGCACAUUCUGAAGAAUCCAUUGGUUGUCAACAGUAUGAUUGAGAAGGCUGCCCUCCGUCCAACAGAUGUUGUGCUGGAAAUCGGUCCUGGAACGGGAAACAUGACUGUGAAACUGUUGGAGAAAGUGAAGAAGGUAAACGCAUGUGAAAUUGACCCUAGACUUGUGGCGGAGUUGCAGAAAAGAGUUCUUGGAACGCCAUAUCAGACUAAACUCCACGUGAUAGUUGGCGAUGUAAUCAAGACAGAGUUACCCUUCUUUGAUGUGUGUGUCGCCAAUAUGCCAUAUCAAAUUUCGUCUCCAUUUGUCUUCAAGCUACUCCUUCAUAGACCCUUUUUUCGGUGCGCAGUUCUGAUGUUCCAGCGGGAGUUUGCACAGAGACUUGUUGCCAAGCCUGGGGACAAAUUGUAUUGUCGUCUGUCCGUCAACACACAGCUUUUGGCUAGGGUGGACCAUCUGAUGAAGGUUGGCAAGAACAAUUUUAGACCUCCGCCAAAGGUUGAAUCCAGUGUUGUAAGGAUAGAACCUCGCAAUCCACCUCCGCCUAUAAACUUUCAGGAAUGGGAUGGAUUAGUGCGGAUAUGUUUUUCCAGAAAAAACAAGACCAUUGGAGCAUCCUUCAAGUUUACAAAAGUUCUUGAAAUGUUGGAGAAAAACUACAGAGUUCAUUGUUCUAUGAAAAAUGUUGCCAUACCAACAGAUUUUGAUGUGAAAGCAAAAGUCACAGAUUUAUUAGAAAAGAACGGUUAUGAGUUGAAGCGGCCACGAUCAAUGGACAUUGAUGACUUUCUUGGAUUACUGAAUUGUUUCAAUGAAGAAGGGAUCCAUUUUUCAUAAAAUAACACAUCAAAACCUGGUAUAAAUGGAAGUUGCUAAGCUGCAGGGAAACCAAAAAACAACCAUACGUUAUAGAGACUAUAAUAAAGAUGUAUUUUCAUGCAUUUGUUCGUCUCAAUUACUGCAAGACUUUGGUAGAUUAUUUAUUUAUGCAGUUCUGUCUCCAGUGCUGUUCUCCUUGUAUUUAAGCUAGUCCUUGGAGCACACAACAACUGCGCAUGUAUUUGACGCUACCUUUGUACACUGUUUAGUAUAAAUGGAAAGAAAAGAAGAGGCCACAUAUGAAAGUUGUAGUUUUUCUUAAAUGGCUUAAAGGUGGUGAUUUUGACAUCCUACUUGAAUGGCUUAAACCUGGUUGUUUUAAAGUUUUACCUGAAGGGUUGAAGAUAGUGAUAUUAAAAUUAAUUUGAAUGGUUUAAACCUGGUUGUUUUAAAGUUUUGCCUGAAGGGUUGAAGAUAGUGAUAUUAAAAUUAAUUUGAAUGGUUUAAACAUAAUUGUUUUGUAGUUCUACUUAAAAGGUUUGAAUGUGGUUACUAAAAAGUAUAUUAAAGUUAACUUGUAUGGCUUCAAUGGGGUCGUUUUAAAGUUUCCCUUGGAUUGCUUCAUGGAGGCUCUUGGACUGCUUGAAAGGGGUUGUAUUAUAAUUUUACUUGAAUGACUUCAAGGGGUGGGGGUUGUUAAAGUUUACUUGAAUUGAUUUAAGGCUGCAUAUGAAAUGUUUGCUUGACUGGUUUCAAGUUGUGCAUAUUAAAGUUUUACUUGAAUGACUUCAAGGCGGUCCUAAAUUUUACCUGGAUUGCUUCAAGGCAGUCCUAAAUUUUACCUGGAUUGCUUCAAGGGGGUCUUAUAAAAGUUUCACUUGAAUGGCUUCAAAAUGGCCAUAUUAAAGCUUUACCUGGAUGGCUUCAAGGCGGUCGUAUAAGAAUUCAAGGGCAUGAGUUUUCUCAAUCUCUCUCUACCGUUUUACCUCUUUCGACAUGGCUUACCGGUCAAAUACAUAUGUGGCAGUUUCAGUUAUUCUGAAGUGGUUUUUUUUAAUAUAAGUAUAUCUACCAAAAAAAGAAGAACUCCAUGCAAGACCAUUUUUAUAUUUAUAUCUCAAGUAAUGUGUUUCAUCGUCUCUGACUUAUACUGCAAUAUGUGUCAGAUGCAGCCUUUCGAAACUUAAUAUUUUUUCAUUCUUAUAAAUUCUGUGGAAGUGUUCAUUUUAAAAAAAAAAAAUACUUAAGGUUUUGUUUUAAUUUUAUUUCAGUAAAUGUAUGUAAUAAUUGUGUUGAUAGAUUGUCAUUUUAAACAAAAUUUAAGUCAAUAAUAUUUUAAUUGCCACAUGAAUAGAUUACCGUUAUCUGGAUUACAGAUGUGUCUGUAUUGUUAAGGCGAUUGUACAUAAUAAUGUAAAUAAAUUGGAUGUUUCAAAAUUGAUAUGUUAUGAAUAAA
Molecule: messenger RNA, 2435 nt
Organism: Mya arenaria
Lineage: Eukaryota; Metazoa; Mollusca; Bivalvia; Myida; Myidae
Product: probable dimethyladenosine transferase
Exons: 12
Coding region: 77-997 (306 amino acids)
Biological process (GO): rRNA methylation
Cellular component (GO): mitochondrial matrix
Molecular function (GO): rRNA (adenine-N6,N6-)-dimethyltransferase activity
Source: RefSeq, a predicted model, not a curated record